This is a messenger RNA of Anopheles marshallii, 909 nucleotides long. RefSeq names its product zinc finger protein 501-like. The record is from RefSeq and is a predicted model, not a curated record. Gene Ontology annotation, biological process: regulation of transcription by RNA polymerase II. Gene Ontology annotation, molecular function: RNA polymerase II cis-regulatory region sequence-specific DNA binding; DNA-binding transcription factor activity. The transcript has a single exon. Lineage: Eukaryota; Metazoa; Arthropoda; Insecta; Diptera; Culicidae. Bases 1 to 909 code for a protein of 302 amino acids.
AUGGAAAUGGAAAAUGCGACCGUAAAUGUGACAGAUCGUGUGUGUCGGGAAUCGGUAACAGCUGAUCGCGGUGAGGCAACUGUGAGACUUUCAAAGUGUUAUAUCUGUGGUGAUCGUUUCACUUCCGUGCAGGAGCUCGACCAACAUUUGGACGAUCGGCAUGCGUCCGAUCUGAUGCCGUACUGGUGCGACAUUUGUGACUUUGAUCGAUGCUUUCCGAUCCGUUCGAUGCGUGCUAUUAAUAAACACGUUGCCCUGCAUGAUGUCCACGAGCGGAUGCAUAAGUGCAGCUACUGUGCGCUACGGUUUCGCACCGGACGCAAUCUCCAGUCACACGUCCGGCUGUACCAUCGGGGUGGUGCACAUAAUGUGAAGGGCGAACAGAAAUGUUUGCAGAGUGCUCCAUCGACCCGUCAGAACCUACCGGUGACACCGGCAGACCGUUCCGGUAAGGUUCGAUUCCAGUGCUGUCACUGUGGUAACACCUACACCACCGGCAAUGCGUUGAAACGGCACGAAAACACACACACGCUCGGGGUGCGGUAUGCGUGCCAGCAGUGUGGCAAAGUGUUUGCCAAACUGGACUGUCUCACGCAACACGAGCGCAUCCACAGCCAAACGCGCCCGUACGCCUGCGACCAGUGUCCGAAAACGUUCAUUCAGCUGGCCCAUCUACGCAUUCACAAGCGUGCCCGGCACAGUGGCGAACGGCCCCAUUUGUGUGGGAUAUGCAACCGGGGGUUUAGAUGUCGAACGGCACUGACCGUGCACGGGCGCAUUCACACGGGUGAGAAACCGUUCCGGUGUGCGAUCUGUUCGAUGCAGUUUAGCGAUGCGGGCACGCUGAGAAAGCAUGGUGCGGUGCAUCGGGAAAAGAAGUCACCGAAAGGUGAACCUUCCAAGGGGUAG